AUCAUAUCGUAUUCCUGUAAAGAUGAGUACAAGGAUGUCCUCGUAGAGUGUUAUGGAAUAACUCAGGAACCUGGAACAUUGGAUUUUAUCCUUGUCUUAAAUCAUUUAGAAUGUAACCUACAUCAAUUCUUAACAGAUCACAAUUAUGCGCUCACUUGGAAACAAAAGUUUGAUAUUAUCG
Dentiscutata erythropus is the source of this 181-nucleotide messenger RNA. The record is from the annotation of a GenBank genome assembly. Lineage: Eukaryota; Fungi; Glomeromycota; Glomeromycetes; Diversisporales; Gigasporaceae.